Molecule: messenger RNA, 6526 nt
Organism: Artibeus jamaicensis (Jamaican fruit-eating bat)
Lineage: Eukaryota; Metazoa; Chordata; Mammalia; Chiroptera; Phyllostomidae
Gene: TRAM2
Product: translocation associated membrane protein 2
Exons: 11
Coding region: 141-1253 (370 amino acids)
Biological process (GO): protein insertion into ER membrane; SRP-dependent cotranslational protein targeting to membrane, translocation
Cellular component (GO): endoplasmic reticulum membrane
Source: RefSeq, a predicted model, not a curated record
GUUGUUGGGCGCUAGGCCGGCUGGCGGGAGGGCGAGCGGGCUGCGGGCCGGCGGGCGGACCGGGCCGGGGCUGGAGAAGUUUGCGCGGCGGCUUGUGAGCGCAGGGUGAGGGCCCGGCCGGCCGCUGCGCGCCCGCUGCCAUGGCUUUCCGCAGGAGAACGAAAAGUUACCCACUCUUCAGCCAGGAGUUCGUCAUCCACAACCAUGCGGACAUCGGCUUCUGCCUUGUGCUCUGCGUCCUCAUAGGGCUUAUGUUCGAGGUCACUGCCAAGACUGCCUUCCUAUUUAUUUUACCUCAGUAUAACGUUAGUGUGCCUACAGAAGACAGCGAGACCGUGCACUACCACUACGGGCCGAAGGACCUGGUCACAAUCUUGUUCUACAUCUUCAUCACCGUCAUCUUGCACGCUCUGGCUCAGGAGUACAUUAUAGAUAGAAUCAGCAAACGACUUCAUCUCUCUAAGGUCAAACACAGCAAGUUCAACGAGUCUGGACAGCUGGUUCUCUUUCAUCUCAGCUCGCUGAUAUGGUGCUUCUACGUGGUGGUGACGGAAGGAUAUUUAACAAACCCGAGAAGCCUCUGGGAAGACUACCCACAUGUGUACCUCCCCUUCCAGGUGAAGUUUUUCUACCUGUGCCAGCUGGCCUACUGGCUGCAUGCACUUCCUGAGCUCUACUUCCAGAAGGUACGGAAGGAGGAAGUUCCCCGCCAGCUCCAGUACAUCUGCCUGUACCUGGUCCACAUAGCUGGAGCGUACCUCCUCAACCUCAGCCGCCUGGGCCUCAUCCUGCUGCUGCUGCAGUACUCCACCGACUUCCUCUUCCACACCGCCCGGCUCUUCUACUUUGCCGACGAGAACAAUGAGAAGCUGUUCAGUGCCUGGGCCGUUGUCUUUGGGGUCACCCGCCUCUUCAUCCUCACCCUCGCCGUGCUGGCCAUUGGCUUUGGACUUGCUCGCAUGGAAAAUCAAGCUUUUGACCCUGAAAAAGGGAACUUCAACACCUUACUUUGCAGGCUCUGCGUGCUGGUGCUGGUGUGUGCUGCCCAGGCCUGGCUCAUGUGGCGCUUCAUCCACUCCCAGCUGCGGCACUGGAGGGAAUACUGGAAUGAGCAGAGUGCCAAGCGCAGAGUCCAAGCUGCCCCCAGACCAUCAGCAAGGCUCAUCAAGAGGGAAUCUGGUUAUCAUGAAAAUGGAGUGGUGAAGGCAGAGAACGGAACAUCCCCACGGACUAAGAAACUCAAGUCUCCUUAAGGCCAAAGUGCUGAGAACAGAAAUCCUCUCGGGGGCGCCCAGCAGGGCGGCGGGGGCCCAGGCCUCAGUCACUGCCUCCCCUUCCUGCCCGUGACGCUCCAUAGCAAACAGCAGGAACGUGUCUUUAAACGGGGCUCUUCCUCUUUUCCUUCUUCUUGGCUUUUUCUUAUUCUUCCAUAAACCAUUCUCAAUAAAACCAAAAAUCUUUCUCCUUCUCUCCCUCAAGCCACUCAUGUCCUCACCUCUGUCCUGUGUUGGCUUUUCUGGAAGCCCAGGUUCUCCUGGUCACUUUUCUGUGGGCCUCCUUGGUCGUCCGUCACGGCUGCUGCUUUCUCUUUUUACUACUUUUGCCAUGCUGUGCAAUUUUUCUGUCUUAAUUUUUACCAUGAGAGGGAGCUGUGAUUGCAGUCCUGGCCCCCAACCCCCAGCAUCGGUCCCCAGGACCUGCCAAAGUCUGCGGGCCUCGUGUGAGGAGCCCCUGUCCGGGGCCAGCAGCCGGCUCCCAGGACCCCCGAGUGGAUGGGCAAGAAGAGGAGAGACCGCUCUCUUGAUCAUAUCUCCUAGGUGCUGAUUAACUGACAACAUGUAUGAUUCUGGUUCUGCAUGUACUGUCUUGAGGCCCAGCAGGGCUGCUGCUCCUUGAAAUGCCAAGGUGUUUGGCUUUGGGACCCGAUGACUUGGUCCAGAAGGAUGGUGUUAAGUGUGUUGUAUGGGAUGACUCAAGAUGCCUUGCCAGUGGCUGGUCCUGUGUUGGAAACCAGCCUGCCCUCACUCUGCUGGGGAAGUGCCGGAGACUGGACAGGUCUUCCCACUGUCUAGAGCAAGAGCAAGUGUCCUGAGCAUCAGGUUCUUCCAGAAAGUCACGGUGGAGGCGACCCAGGACUUUCUUGAGCAGCCCCAGCUGCACCUGCUUUUCUGCCAUUCACCAGCAUUCACAACCAAAUCUGCCCACCAACAGGACUAGCUGGGCACAGGCUGGUCUAAACCCCAGGCCCUGUCAGCCCUGUCGGCCCUGUCAGGCCAGCCCUGCUGCCCGACUUCAUCUCUUUACCCGAAGGGACGCCCAGCCCCUGCCGGCCUCCCCAGUUGAGUGUUCUUUGGAAUUGUCACUGUUAUCCGCCGAGGUUUGUUGAGCACACCGACGGCACUGUGGAUGGUGUGAACUGGGACGGCCGCUUAGGUGAGCCGCGCGGCUGUGCGAGGAUUCCUGCACUCACGUGGUCUUUCCCUUCUCUCUCCCCAAAGAUAAGGCCCUGGUGAGGACUUAGCAGAAGAGUUGGGCUUCCCAAGGUCCUGUUUGAGAACUGGACUCUGCUGCAGGGCUGGGGAGGGGUCCUUGGUGGGCACAGGAAUGUCGGUGUCCUUUGAGCUGGCCCUCUUUCUGACACUACAGCAGAAGCCGGGCCCUGGUUCAUCACCCGGAAAGGGGGAGAUGGGUCUUUCCAUCAAGUCCGUGCGUGCCCGUUCUCCACGCCACUUGCAUCAGAGAUCGAUUUUCAUUUUCUAGAGACUGAGGGAUUUGUUUUCUAACGCCUUUGUAUCUGGAAUCACCUCUCUGUCAGAAGGUGAUUCUGAAAAGGAGGAGCUAUCCUUGGCUGCUGCUGGUUACUGUCAGGGAGUGGGCGUGGUUUUGAAAGUAGGCAUCUCUCCCGUCCUUCUCUGAUGCCCCCUGGGCUGCGGAGCAGAACCUCGGUAAAAGGGUGGCACGGUGGCGGCUGACGGCAGACUCGUCAGCCAGCAGCGUCCUGCACCUGCCCGGACAGCCCAGGCCCCAAAGUCAGUCCCCAGGCUGUGUGCUGGGCAGCGUGUCCCCGCCCACCCUGGCGGCUGCCUCCCCAGGUGAGCCCCAUGACACUGUGGACUAGGGCCUUCGGCAGACACACACAUGCUGUGGGUGGGCCAGCUGCUGGCAGCAGCCCCACGCUUGCCCUCCAGCCGCCUUCCUGCUCCUGUGCGCAGGUGUCCUAGGUAUUCGCUGCCACACAGACCGAGUGGCUUCGUGUCCUAAGUCUCCUGCAGGCCCCAGUGCUGUGUACAGUGUGCCUCAGCGGUGGCACCACCACCCUGGCUGCCAGGCCAACUUCAGUCGUCUCCUAAAGCACAGCUUGUUCGGCGAUGAGAAUAAGUGAAGUCUUUUCUGCUCUGUAAAAACCCUGGAGACAUAAGUAAGGCUAGCAUCUCACCAGCUGGUCUCAGGAAUGAUUUGAAGGAAGGGGGGAUAGCAGGGUCAUUGUCAGGCACUUUGUCACCCACUGGCAUGCCUGGCACAGUUCUUGCAGGGAGAGCCAACUCUUUGGUGGGUUGGCUGAAACCACAUUUCCAGGGGCCAAAAUAACUCAGUCCCACUUCACCCCGUGAACUUGUUGGGCUGCUUUGUCCCAAUUUGGCCACUUUGGCUGUUUUCUUCAGUCUCAACGCUCUUCUGGCCCCAGCUGUGCCGAGCCAUCUGUGAAGGCCCUGACAGACACCUCUGAGUUGGAGAGGCCAGCUCAGCCCCCACCCAGGGCAGGAGAGCACAUGCAAAUCUACCUCAGCAGCCGCCGCCUCUCAGCAUCUCUGAUGGGCACCAGCGUGGGGCAGCCAGGCAGACAGCAGUGGCUGGAGAGGGACAGCGAGGCCGUGUUGGUGGGACGGGAGGAUUGCGUGCUGCAGACUCCCCUCCUUUGAAGCUCAGUGGUGGGAAGGUUAUUUUUACCAUCCAGGCUCUGAGAGCUGCACUAUUAAUAAGUUACAUGUGUCCCUUCCGAAGGUAGGGGACGGUUCUGGGGGAGGGGGCGCUGGCCGAGCUGGAGGAGAGCUGCUUCUGCCAUUCCAGUCUGCUCUAACCCUGUGUGUGUCUGGCCGUCCGACCAGAACUGUUGCUGAGAGACUGCUCCGCUUCCAUCUGAAGGCAGAAUUUACCAGCAUUUCGGAAACCAUAAUAGUCAUCCGUAUUCUGACCACAUCUGCUUCCCUCGGACCCUGGAAACCCCCUGAAGUCUCAGCAGCCGGUUUUAGGGAGUGUGUGCUGGGUGUCCUUGGGGGACCUCCCUCCACAGUAUCCUUUGACUUUUUUUCUAAGUGGUGAAUAAGUGACAGGGGCAGAGAGCAUCCCUCCCCAAGAUUCCCGACCAAAAGGGAUUCCUUAGCUGCCUUUUUGAUUAGAUGUGGCUUGCUGACUGUGCAGCUGGGGAAGUGUGGUUUGGAUUUAUUUCAUAGGUUUCAGCCUUCCCAGGUGGUUUUUCUGAGGCCCUGGUGAGAGAAGGUGGUGGGGGGCCAGGGGCCAGGACAUGACUCGCUCCCCGGGCAGGGGCCUCGGCAUCAGCCAUGAUUCCCCUUCCCAGGGUCCACAGGCCUGUGUUAGUGGAGAGUGUGCGGAAGGGUUGUGAGUCGGGACAACUGAGUGGUCUUGACGCCCUUUCCCGGCCUUCCCGGCUCCCAGCUCUGCUCGUCGGGGGGAUGUCGGGCGCUCCUGGGAGCUGGGUGGUUGUCGGAUCACUUGAAACAUAAGUAGAAUCUCUAUCUGGCCCUUGGUUGGCUCAGUAAGGAAGCCUUUCCUAACUUUUCACUCUUUGCCCCAGUUCUCCCGUGACUAUUAAUUCCUCCCUUCCAAAGGCUGAAAAAGACCACGUCCUCGGCUGCCUCACACCCCCUGCCCCACUCAGCCUUUUCUUGGAGGUCUUCGAAAAGCGGGGGGACAGUGGGGCCCGCUGGCUGUGGGUGGCCUCUCGUGCUCAGCACCCCGUGCGAGUUUUCCUUGUAAGCAGAUCCUUGUUCUUUCUGGGUGAGAAGUGCCUUACCUGCCGUGUGGUCUCGGCUGUCACUGUCGUGUACUGCCAGUCCCCAGCUGCCAGGGCUCUGGGGCUGUUUGUCACGUGCAGCCAAGGGCACUGGGCCCGGUGUAGUACAUGUAAAAGGGACACGGAGUGUGACAGUUUGGCCUCAUUUGUCCCAGCAUUGCAUUAGGGUCUGUCGUGUGUCCCCUGUUUUGUUUCUGGUUUCUCCCUGGUGUCAGCUCUCGGGCCUGCCUGGGUGGCGUGGAAGCCCGAGAAGGCCCAUUGCAGCACCUGUGCUCAUACCUGUCAAGGGGAGCUCAGAGGGCCAGGGGCACUGAGCCCCGUUUGUGCCUCUGGCCCCAACAGUGAGGCCUGUGCUUCCAGCCCCCAUAGCCAAGAUCACAAAAAGGUGCCCUUGCUAUAACCUCUCCUGCUCUAUUUUGCUUCCCAUUCAACCCAAAGUCUGUAUGACAGAGGUGUUUACUUUCCAAUCACAUGUGUUAGCUCACAGACACCCGUUGGACAGUGGGUCUAGGCUGGCUGUCGCAGAACUCCCUCGAGCUCCUAAUUCAGUGUUACCUUGUGUUAGCAGCAGCUCCGGUCUCCCCUGCCCCUGGCCCACCUGCCUUUCCCUUGCUCUUCCGGGUUGUGCAAUAACCCUCCCAGCCAGUGGUCCUCCACAGGCCUUGCUGUCCCUCCCAACACCCUGCAACUGGGAAGGGAAGGGACCCACGGGAGGGGCAGUCGUCGCCCCUACAGCAGAAAUGUUCGCCACUUUCCCUUCAUUGCUGCCGUUCUUGUGAUUCUGGGUAGGUUUCUGUGGCACUCUAGUAGGACAUUGUAGCAUUAUCUUAGAAGUCCAUAUAAUUUUUUUAAUCUGUUAAAAAGGAAAAAAACUAUCCUCAUGAUGGGGCAUUAAUAAGAGGAAAGAGUCGGUGUCUGGGAAUGACAUCUGUGUGGCACCUGAGGCAUCACCGCCACUCCGCCUGAGGACAGUCUCGAGUUUGUGGUUCACGUGGAGAGGAAGGGCAGCCACGUGUGGGCAGCCCCGCCCCCCGACAGCACUGCCUGGGAGUCUGCGCCCCGCCGUUUCCCUGGCACAGAUUCGAGUGUUUGUGUGGUGAGACUAAACCUCAUUUUUCAGUUCUUCUUUUUUAAUGAACAUCUGAAGGAUGAGCUGAGGCUGCUGGUGCCCUGAGCAACUCAUAAUGCAAAUGUGGAUAAAAGUGUCUCUUUGUUUUUCUACUUAGCCUGUUCAUGUUAUGGACCAAAUUUCAACAAGGAACUCAAGGAAAAGUUGUACCUGCCGUAUUUAUGCUCAUGUAAAAGGGUUUUUUUGUUUUGUUUUUUUUUGUGAGGGGGGCUUUUUACUUUCAGUGAACUUUUUUCAGAAUCCUUUUUCCACUGUUUCUGUCUGGUUUGAAAACAAAUUACAGUUUUGUAUGGAUUUUUUAAGUGUACAUUUUGAAGCAAAUGGUCAGCAAAUAUUUUUGAAAUAAUUGAAUAAAAGGCAUAGAA